This is a messenger RNA of Linum trigynum, 1058 nucleotides long. The record is from the annotation of a GenBank genome assembly. NCBI's taxonomy places the organism in Eukaryota, Viridiplantae, Streptophyta, Magnoliopsida, Malpighiales, Linaceae.
AAAUUUGAUUGUUAAUAAUAUAAUUAUAAUAAAAUUCUAGUCGAAGUUAAAUCAUUUAUUUUAAUUAAUUUAGUUAUAAGAGAAAACUGUUACUAAUAUAUCAUAAAUAACGUGGAAAUUUUCCCUAGGAGGCAUAACAAAUACUCCGCUACAGGGGUACGACCAAUGUGCUACCAUGGAACCCGGUUAUCUUGCCCUUUCUCAAAGGGGCACGGUUGGAGUCAAUUAGGCAUUUUGUAGGCAUAAAAGUCGAUCGUCAACUCAUCAUCGCAUUGGUGGAGAGAUGGAGAUAGGAGACACAUUGUUUCAACUGUCGCGAAGGAGAGUGCACCAUCAUGCUAAAGGACGCCGCCAUCCUAACCCAUCUGCCCAUCGACGGCAAAGCGGUGGGUGUGAGUGAUCAUCCUCCAGAGGAUCGUGACGGUAUGACCGGUUGGCAGCAUUUCAUCCACAGUGUUUUGGGGUGAAAGUACCAACCAAGGGGAGCGUUGAUGCGACGGAUCGCAUGGCACCAUUGAGGAAACACCAAGUAUCAAUCACUUGGUUGACGAAGUAUUUUAGGGACCAUCACGAUCUUGCCAAAAAUGGGGUGCCCCUAACCGAGGAAAGUCCGGAGCUAGAGAAGGAAAGAUAUGCUCGUGUCUAUCUCAUAGGCUUGAUCGGAGGAGUGUUGUUCUCCAAAAAAUUGAGCAAUCUAAUUAGCUGUGGAUGGCUUAGGAUCCUCCUUGGUAGUUGGGAUGAGACGGGGGAGUUGAGUUGGGCAUCCGCUUGCCUAGCUAGUAUCUACCACCAAUUGUGCAAUGCAUCUCUCAAAGCUGUGAGGGAGGUCGGCGGCGCAAUGUUCAUAUUCCAAUUUUGGGCUUGGGAGCAUCUGCCAUGGAUUGCAGCGCUCAGACAUCCUGACUUCAAUUGGGGUCUUGAUCAUCCCCUAAGACUCGAAGCUUAUGGUUGUAGGUAAACUUCUCAUACCCCAUCAUGAUUUUCAUAACACAAUUUCCCUUGUGUUUUAGCUUAUUGUAGUUUCAUUAUUGACUCAUUAAUAAGGUAGGUUGGAGCUU